AUGGCCCGGCGCACUCGGACCGCGGUCAUCGAGGAAGACGACGACGACGACGACGACGACUCCGACGACGAGGCGGCCAAGAAGCGAAAGAGGCGCGAGGAGGCGUUCGAGCUCGACGAGGAAGAUUACGAUCUCCUGGAGGACAACCAGGUCACCGGCUUCAAGCGCAAGCUCAAGAAGAAGCGGCUGCAGAAGGCGUCGGAUGCCGAGAAAGCUAAGCCAAAGACCGCCGAUGACCUCGAGAAGGACCUCUUCGGCGAGUCCGACGACGAGGAGCCCGACAAGGCGGAGGCGGCUGAGGAGCUGAAAGAUCUCCAGGACGACAAGGAGGUCUUCAAAGCGGGCGCGGCGCCCCAGGGGGACUUCGUCGCGUCCGACGAUGACUCCGAGGACGAGUUCGCGGACUUCAUCGAGCGCGAGGAGGGCCAGCCCAAGCGUCGCAAGAUCAAGUCCCACAUCACCGGCGUCAGGUCUGAGCAGCUGCAGGACGCGGUGGACAUCUUCGGAGAUCUCGGCGAGUUGAACGAGCUCUUCGCCAUGAGGCAUCGAGGCGGCGCCGAGGAGGAGGACGAAUACGAGGACGAUGACGAGGAUGACGAGAAUGACGAGGAUGACGAGGAGACGGACGCCGAUGCGCUCGCUGGGGAGGGCGACGAGGCGCUCGACGCCGAGCCAAAACCCAAACCCAAGGCGAAGAAGGCGAAGAAGGCCAAGAAGAAGAAGAGCCGCGGCGGCGUCUCCGGCGGCUGGCAGUCUCGAUUCGAGCCGUCCAUCGUCAAGGAGCAGAUGCUCACCGCGGAGGACGACGAAAUUCGCGCCACCGACUGGCCCGAGCGCAUGCAGCUGAACCCGCGAUACGGGGGAAAGCCCGAGGAUCCGCAGGCGGAGGCUAAGUGGAUCCUCGACCGGCUCAUGGGCUUGGACUCGGUUCGAGACAUGCCAACCUACGGCGGCGACCUCCUUCUCACCGGCUGGGCCGACGACGUGGACCUCGAGCAGCACAGGGCUCGCGAACACCUCGUCCGGACGCAGAACCAGCUCCCCAAGGGUGAAGUCGAGGCUGUCACCGCGGCGAUUGCGGCGCUCCUGAAGGCGGUUCACGAGGACGGCCUCGAGGUUGCUUACGUCGCGCAGAACAUGCGGGACGUGGUCGAACCCCUGAUGCGGGGCCGCCGCGACGACUCCAGGCCGCCGCCGCGCGACGCCAACGGCGCGGUUCUCGAGCGCAGGGUGCACAGGCGCGACGUCAUCCACGAGAUUAUGGAGUGGGACAGGCGAUUCUCUCGUCUCGCGCAGCGUCGCAAGGAGAUGAUGAAGAAGAUCGACGCGGCGGCGGAGAUCCUCGAGCGCGACGCAGCGCCCGAGCAAGAUCUCUCCCUUCUCUCCAGCUUGGCCAACGAGUGCGAGGAUGCGCCCACCGAGGAGGUUCUCAGCGACGUCGAGGCUUGCCUCACGCUUCGCUUCCACGAGCAGCUCACCGAGGUUGAGCAGAGCGGCAAGGCCGACGGGUCCCUGGGCCUCACCCGCCAGCUCCGACCCCUCAACCGCUCGCAGUACGCUCACCACUGCAAGAAGGGCAUCCGCGACCUCCUCCCCACCUACGGAGCCGACCCCAGGGACCUGGGCGCGUCGCUCGGGUCGUACCGCCGCACCAAGGUGUCGCAGGCGGUUCCCGACAUGAGCCCCGAGGCUGUCGCCGAGGUUUACGUGGGCGACGAGACGGGAUACGCGGACGUAUCAUCCGUCAUCCGCUCCCUCGUACACGUCGCCGCCGCGGAGAUCGCCGCCGAGCCCGCGGUCAGGGCGUGGCUCCGACGGGCCAUCCGCCGCAAGGCUUGCGUGUGGACCCAACCCACGCCGGCGGGAACCGAGGCGAUGGACCCGUUCCACCCGCUCGCCGAGAUCAAGCGCCUGCAGGGUAAACCCGCGUGCGAGUUCGGUGGAGCCGAGUUCGGCGCGGUGCUCAAGGCGCACCGCGACGGACUGAUCAAGCUCCGCAUCGCGCUCCCCGACGUGGUCAUCCAGGAGCUCACCAACGAGAUGGAGUCGGCGUACGUCAUCGAGGAGGUCUCGGAGAUGGCCGACGCCUGGAACAAGCUGAGGCGCGACGCGCUCGCCGGCGCCAAGGCGGCGCUGCUCCCCGCGCUGACCCGCGAGGCUGCCGUGGCUCUCGAGCGCGACGCCGCGUCUGAGAUUCGCAGGCUCUGCGGUGAGUCGCUGUGGCGUCGCGUGGCGCUCGCGCCGUGGAAGCCGGACGUUCGAGACCACGACCAGUUCGGCGCGGACGACGAGGUGGAGGUGAGGGUGUUGGCCGCGGUGUGGGGACCCGGCGAUCCCCCCACGACGUUCGCCAUGCUCGACGCCGACGGCGAGCUGGUGGACUUUUUGCAGUGCCCCAACAUUGCCGUCGGCGGUAAGUUUGGCGCGGCUACCGCCAGGAGGCAGGCGGACAUGGACAGGCUGAUCCAGUUCAUGAUCGAGCACCGCCCGCACGUCUGCGUCGUGGCCACCGCGCCCGGUCAGCUCCACGCGUGCCGCAACCUCAAGGAGAACAUCGCGCUGGUCAUUGGCAAGAUUCUUGAGGAUCACGCGCGAGCCAUCCCGGAAGAGGUUAACACCAUUCAGCUGCACUUCAUCGACGAUACCGUCCCGGCGCUCGCCGCGAGCUGCGCCGCCAUGCGCACCGAAUUCAUCGAGCACUCGACCGAGAUUCGCCACGCGGUCGCCCUUGGUCGGUACAUUCGUAACAGCGCCGCGGUUGUCGCCGCGCUCGCCGCGGGUGGCGAGGCCAGGGCCCUGAACCUGGGCCCGCUCCAGGACGCCCUCACCCCGGAGGAGAAGAUGGGCAUCUUCGAGCGCGGCUUGAUCGACGUCAUCAACCAGUGCGGCGUGGACGUCAACGCCGCCGUGGCCCACCCCUGGCAGCAGUACCAGCUCCACUACGUCGCCGGUUUGGGACCGAGAAAGGCGGGGUCGCUCGUCGCCGCCGUGCGAGGAUCCAGCGGCGGCGCGCUCGAGUCCCGCGACCAGCUCGUCUCCGAGCUCGGCGCGUUGGGUCCGUGCGUUUAUAAAAACGCCGCGACGACCCUCCGCGUCAUCGACGACGACGUCCUCGACCGCACGCGGAUCCACCCCGAGCGAUACGAUCACACCCUCGAGAUCAUCGCCAACGCGUUUGAUUACGACUUUGAGAAUCUCAAGAGCGCGUCCGCGUCCGUGAAGAGGAAGACGCUGGAGCGCGCCAUGGACCCGGAUAACUGGGAUAAACUCGCGGUGCUCGACCUGAGGGCGUACGCGGAGUACCUCAACGGCCAGGGUUCGGGGUGGCUGCUUUCGGCGCUGAGGGAGUUGCGGAUGGAGCUUCGCGAUCCCUUUGGCGAGAUUCGUAUGUCGUGGCAGCCGCUCAGCACCUGGGAGGAGUUCUCGCUGCUCACGGGCGAGACGCGCGAGUCGCUAUCCCCGGGUAAGAUUGUGCACUGCACGGUCAAGAGGCUGGUGCCGCCCCGGCGCGAGGAGGGCACCGAGGGUCACGUCGUGGUGCAGCUCGAGAGCGGCGUCAUGGGCCACAUCGCAAAGUCUGACCUCUCGGACCGCCCGGUGGACCGGCUGGAGCACAAGGUUGCGGUGGGCCAGGUCAUCGCGGCUCGGAUCAUCAACGCCAACUACGAGGAGAACACGGUGUACCUCAAGUGCAAGGGUAGCGCGCUAUCCGCGGAGGAGUCGAAGAGGAUCGAGUUCCAGACGUGGGGCAACAAGCUGUAUUACUCGUGCGAGCCGCUCGACGGCGAGGUGGCCAAGCCCACCAAACCCAAGAAACGGAAGGAUGCCGCGUCCAGGCAGGCGUUCAUCUCGCGCAACAUCGAUCACCCGCUGUUCCAGAACAUCAGCGCGCAGCAGGCGCAGGCGUAUCUCGAUAACAAGGACAUCGGCGACAUCGUCCUGCGCCCGUCUUCCAAGGGGGUCACCAACCUGUCCAUCACGAUGAAGAUUUUCGACAGCAUGGUGCAGCACUUCGACAUCAAGGAGGGCAAGAAGCCCGGCGUGGGACACACCGCCAACCUGGCGUUGGGCACACCGCUCACCCUUGAGGGGACCGAUUACGACGAUCUGGACGAGGUGUACGCCCGAUUUGUUGAGCCGCUUGUCAGUUCCCUCAAGAAGCUGAUCAAGCAUCGCAAGUUUUUGCGGGGCACCCGAAGGGAGGUUGACCAGCGCCUCAAGGCUGAGCUGGCGAGGUACCCCGACACCCGCCCGUACGCGCUAUCGGUGUCGCACGAGCACAGCGGUUUCUUCUGCCUCUCCGCGAUCCUCAGCCGCAGUGGCAACGUCAGGCACGAGUACCUCUCCGUCAAGCCCGGCGGCUUUAGGUUCCGGCAGCGCGAGUUUGGCGACGUGGACCGUCUCCUCAACUUUUUCAAGCAGAGGCCGGUGCCCGACAGGGACCAGGUGAGGCAGCAGCAGCAGCAGCAGCCGCCGCCGAUGCCGCAGCAGCCUCCGCCGCAGCAGUAUCAACACCACCACCAGCAGCAGUGGCAGCAACAGCAGCAGUGGCAGCAGCCGCAGCAGGCGUACGGCGGCUAUCCUCCUCAGGGAAUGCCGCCGAUGCCGCAGGGAGGCUACCCUCAGGCUGCGUACCAGAACUACCCUCCGCAGCAGGGCGGAUACCCUCCGCAGCAGCAGCAGUGGCAGGGUGGGUACUGAGAGAGUUCAACAUAUUACGGCGGCGAUCCAUAAAAAUAGAAGACAAAAAUAAAUGAACUAAAACAAUUUUUUCACCACG
This is a messenger RNA of Micromonas commoda, 4780 nucleotides long. RefSeq names its product transcription elongation-nucleosome displacement protein. Gene Ontology annotation, molecular function: nucleosome binding; nucleic acid binding; histone binding. The transcript has 2 exons. The record is from RefSeq and is a predicted model, not a curated record. Gene Ontology annotation, cellular component: transcription elongation factor complex. Gene Ontology annotation, biological process: transcription elongation-coupled chromatin remodeling; mRNA transcription by RNA polymerase II; nucleosome organization. Bases 1 to 4701 code for a protein of 1566 amino acids. NCBI's taxonomy places the organism in Eukaryota, Viridiplantae, Chlorophyta, Mamiellophyceae, Mamiellales, Mamiellaceae.